UAUAGUGUGUAGGUGUAUGUUAUCAACAGGACAACUGUACUGUUCUUUGGCCACAUAUACAUUUUGUUAUUUUCAAACUGAAGGGAAGUUUGAGAGGAUUUCUUUGGCACAGCAAAACUUAAGUCUGAAAUGACAGAACCACUAAUACCAGUGAAGGUGGAGAUCAAAGAAGAAGACUUUGAUGAUUUCCUCCAUGAACAUAUUUUGGCCAGUAAAUUGGAAGAUAAUACUGUAUUGGAACAUGACUGUAAGACUGAGACACAAACAUCAUCUACUUACAAAGAAGAGAAAUUCAUACCGGUGGACAUUACAGAGGGAAAUGAUUCAUAUACUACAAACCCCAUUUCUCUGGCCCAGAUGAACAGGGCAUCAGUGGUGCUGGUGGACUGCUGUAGACCACAAGGACAGCGAGGGACGAACAAGCAGACCAACGGAGAUGCAGAACCGUCUGAGACCAGAGUUGAAAGGAUCACACAUGGGAAGAGUUUCAACAGAGGAUCAGAUCUCAACCCACAUCAGGCAACACAGUCUGGACAAAAGUCACACCACCGUGCUCCAUGUGAGAAGAGUUUCAAAACCAGCAGAAACCUCAAUAUCCAUCAGAUAACACAUACUGGGGAAAAGUCUAAUCAUUGUUCAGAAUGUGGAAAGACUUUUACUCUGGCAUGUACUCUCAAGACACAUCUGAUGAUCCAUACUGGGGAAAAGCCAUAUCAGUGUUCAGAUUGUGGUAAAACUUUCAAUCAGAUGGGUCAUCUUAAGAGACACCAGAGGAUCCAUACUGGGGAAAAGCCAUAUCGGUGUGCUACAUGUGGGAAGAGUUUCAGAACCAAAGGAGAACUCACUGUCCAUCAGAGAACACAUAUUGGAGUAAAGUCAUAUCAGUGUUCAGAUUGUGGAAAGACUUUUAGUCAUGUGAGUAGUCUGAAGACACACCAGAGGAUCCAUACUGGGGAAGAGCCAUAUCACUGUUCAGAUUGUGGAAAUACUUUUACUCAGGCAGCUCAUCUCAAGCCACAUCAGACAACAAAUACUGGACAAAAGCCAAUUCAGUGUUCUCAAUGGGGCAAGGCCAUUGAUAGUGACUCUCUUCUCAAGACAUGUCAGAAGAUCCACACUUGGGAAAAGCCAUAUCUGUGUACUACAUGUGGGAAGAGUUUCAAAAUCAGCAGAGAACUCACUAUCCAUAAGAGAAUACAUUCUGGAGAAAAGCCAUAUCACUGCUCAGAGUGUGGAAAGACUUUUAGCCAGAUCAGUUCUCUUAAAACACACCAGAUGAUCCACACUGGGGAAAAGCCAUACCAGUGUACUACAUGUGGGAAAAGUUUCAGAACCAGUGAAAAGCUCACUAACCAUAUGAGAAUACAUUCUGGAGAAAAGCCUUAUCAAUGCUCAGAGUGUGGAAAGACUUUCAGUCAGACCGGUUCUCUUAAAAAACAUCAGAGGAUCCACACUGGGGAAAAGCCAUAUCAGUGUACUAUAUGUAAGAAGGGUUUCAAAACCAGUGGGGAACUCACUCUUCAUAAGAGAAUGCAUUCUGGAGAAAAGCCAUAUCACUGCUCAGAGUGUGGAAAGACUUUUACCCAGAUCAGUUCUCUUAAAACACACCAAAUGAUCCACACUGGGGAAAAGCCAUACCAGUGUACUACAUGUGGGAAAAGUUUCAGAACCAGUGAAAAGCUCACUAACCAUAUGAGAAUACAUUCUGGAGAAAAGCCUUAUCAAUGCUCAGAGUGUGGAAAGACUUUCAGUCAGACCGGUUAUCUUAAAAAACAUCAGAGGAUCCACACUGGGGAAAAGCCAUAUCAGUGUUCAGAAUGUGAAAUGACUUUUGCUCAAGUCUAA
This is a messenger RNA of Alosa alosa (allis shad), 1845 nucleotides long. RefSeq names its product zinc finger protein 260-like. Gene Ontology annotation, molecular function: DNA-binding transcription factor activity; RNA polymerase II cis-regulatory region sequence-specific DNA binding. NCBI's taxonomy places the organism in Eukaryota, Metazoa, Chordata, Actinopteri, Clupeiformes, Clupeidae. The record is from RefSeq and is a predicted model, not a curated record. The transcript has 4 exons. The coding region runs from base 130 to 1845 and encodes 571 amino acids. Gene Ontology annotation, biological process: regulation of transcription by RNA polymerase II.